AUGAAGAGGAUUAGAGGUGUGCGAGGUGUGUUGCCGGACUCGGCGGCGAUGUUUCCCUUCCCUGUGUUGGCCACUGACUGCAUACAGGCUCAUCGCCUGUGUUCGGCUGACCCUGAAUGCCAGGCACUGUAUCGGGGCUUGGAGCUGUGCGCGGCCGAUGCAGCUGUCUCUCCUCUGGGAGAGCAGGCAUCUGAGUGCCUGGAAAGACAGGACGCCCUGUUGGCCAAAUACCCCUCUCUGAUGGUCUGUAAGUGCCAGCGUGGUUUCCGCAAGGAGGAGCGUUGCCUUCGUAUCUACUGGAGAGUUCGACUUCUGCCAGGGAAGGAUGAACUGGAGAUUUCCCCAUAUUAUGAUUCAUUGAUGGACACCCGCAUGGCCUCUUUGGUUGCAGCCUCAUCUCUCAUGCAACUGGACGGUGAGAACCAGUGCCUGAAGGCCGCCCAGGACUGCGGCCUCUUCGAGAAAUGCGGUUCCCUGCGAUCAGAGUACGUGUUGGCCUGCACGAAGCCGAUGCCCGGGACCUCCCGAUGCAACCAGCACAAGUGCCACCGGGCACUGAGGCGGUUCCUGGAGCGGGUCCCUGAGGAGUACAGCCUGGGUGUCCUGUUCUGCCCCUGCGUUAACAACCUUUGCGGGGAGAGGAGGAGGAAGACCAUUGUCCCCUCCUGCUCCUACCAGGAUUUGGAGGCGAGUGGCUGUUUGAAAGACUCAACAGGCCUUUGCCUCCGAGCCUAUGCUGGACUCAUAGGUACCAUCAUGACCCCCAACUACAUCAGCAACAGCUCUGCCGACGUGUCGCUGUGGUGCAACUGCGAAGGGAGCGGCAACCAGUGGCAGGAGUGUCUGAGGCUGCAGCGCCUCUUCACCCACAACUCCUGCCUGCGUAAUUCAAUCAGCCUGAUGGGAAGCCCUGGCCUGCCGCCGUCCGACAUCACUCAGCCUCCCGCUCCCAAACCUUCUCCGCUGGUUCAGGAGGACGAGCUGUUGGGCAGCAAUCACCUGCCUGAACUCACCAACGAUGUGGUGGAGAGUGAGGAGGAAGAGGAACUGAUGCAAACAGUUGAAGAGGAGGGCCGUGAAGGUGACCAGUUUGAUAUCAUCCCUCUCUACUCGGAGAGGGCCACUAUCUCCAGCUUGGGUUCCUCUGGGACUGGGGGGGGCGCAUCCGCCAACACAAGCCCAACCCAACCGGACUCCCUUAAACAGAACAGAACACGGGGACUGUGUAAAAUUAAGUUCCAUUUUGCGGGGUACAGGCAACAGUGGAUGGAAAUGAAAAGGAGUGUGAAGAGAGGGAAAGAAAAGGAACGAAUGGAGGGACUCGACCCGUUAGAGGGAGUCCCAAGUGACCUGGCAGCGAGGUCAGAGAUUAGCUUUGAUCAGAUUAACAGAGCUCCUAGUUGUCUUUGGUUAUAUGGGGAGGAGGAGGAGGAUGAGGAGGAGGAGGAGGAGGAGGAGGAGGAGAUGAGGAAGAGGAGAAGGAGGAGGACGAGGAGGAGGACGAGGAGGAAACGAGGAGAGAGGAGGAGAGAGGAGGAGGAUGAGGAGGAAGAGGAGGAGGAUAAAGAGGAGGAGGAAGAGGAAAAGACGAGAAGAGGAGACGAAGAGGAGGAUUAG
Messenger RNA from Menidia menidia (Atlantic silverside), 1617 nucleotides. Lineage: Eukaryota; Metazoa; Chordata; Actinopteri; Atheriniformes; Atherinopsidae. The record is from the annotation of a GenBank genome assembly.